Cydia amplana is the source of this 3433-nucleotide messenger RNA. Its product is annotated as sarcalumenin. The coding region runs from base 222 to 2618 and encodes 798 amino acids. NCBI's taxonomy places the organism in Eukaryota, Metazoa, Arthropoda, Insecta, Lepidoptera, Tortricidae. The record is from RefSeq and is a predicted model, not a curated record. Gene Ontology annotation, molecular function: GTP binding. The transcript has 11 exons.
CGGCGGCAAUUGGCAGCGGCACCGGACUGAAUAUCGCCGAAAGCUCCGCCGCGGGGAGCGAGUGCGCGCGCGCCAGUACCCCUCCGACCAGCGAUGCUGUGCUGUCUCCGGAAAUAGAUGUAGAUGUAGGAAUAUUCUCGUCCAUAGAUCGGUGGUUCGGGUGCGCGUGUGUGAGUGCAAAUGACUGAUAGCCCGACUUAGCAGGGCUGGAACUGUACAAAAUGUGGACCAAAAGGCAGUUAUGGAGGUUUAUGUUGUGCAUACUGUUCGCCGUGUCGGCGCUGGCCGCGGCAGCGAGAGCUGAUGACGUGCCGUCAGAGUCACAGUGCCGACCUUACAUUGAGAAAGCUCUUAAAGAGCUCGAAAGCGAAACAGAUACAGAUUCCUCAGAAAAACACGACUCUAGUGAAGUAAGUAUAGACAUCGAAACGAAAGAAGCAGAUUCAGCGGAAGAUAGUGAGGACGCUGCAGAUGCGGACAGCAAGGAAGAUGGACCAUCGGUUGAAGUAGCUGACGAGCCAUACGUUGCUCAUGCUUCGAUAGAAGUGGAAGGUAGAGCCAACGACAACGAAUCGAAAGAGGAGGAAGCGACGGUAGAGGAAGUGGACGCCGAGAGCGCAGAAGGCGCUGCGCAGGACAGCAAAGAAGGAGACAGCAAAGAAGAUGGAGAAGCAUCAGCUGAAGCAGAAAGCGGCGAAGACAAGGACGAGUCCGAACAACCUCAAACCGACAGCCAGGAAGACGGUGGGGAAGGCGAUGACGCUGAUAGCAAAGAAACUCAAGAAUCAGAAAAGGACUCUGAAGGCGAUUCCGAAGAAAAAACAUCAGAUGAUGACGAUGAAGACAACAAAUCUGAUGAAGCUGCAGACGCAUCUGAAGAACACGUAGAAGAAAGUGACGACUCUAAAGAAAAUACAUCUAGGGAAGAUACUACAGCUGAGGACAAAGAUGAAUCCGCUGAACAUGGUGAUACGAAAGAAGAAGAUGCUUCCCAAGAAGAUGAAAAGUCAGGAGAGAAUCAAGAUGAUUCAGCGGAAGAACAGGACGAUGACGAUGAUAAGUCCGGAGAAGAAACAGCUGAAGUUGAUGACAAGUCGGGCGAAGAGGAUGAAGCUGAAGAUGAGAAGGGGUCAGAUGAAGGUAGAAAAUCAGUGGAAGGUGAAGAAUCGGAAGAAGGAGACAAAGCAUCGGAAGAGACUGAACAAGCAGAUGAUGAUGGAAAGGAUUCGACAGAUGAAGAAUCAUCCGAAGGAGAAUCAGAAGAAGAAGCAGCUGAGGAAGAGUUGCUAAAUGUUUCUGAAAUUCCCGAGAAUUUAAGGUCUCGAGAUCACAUUGCCCAAAUACUCAGAUUAGACGAAGAAGCAAGUGAAGCUGAAUUGACCAUAGAGAAAUCUGCUGAAAUUGUGCUCAGAGAUAUUAAAAGAUUGUACGAAAAUUCCAUUAAACCAUUAGAAACUCUUUACAAGUACAGAGAUUUGAGCAACAGACAUUUUGGUGACCCAGAAAUCUUUUCAAAGCCACUCGUUUUAUUUAUGGGACCGUGGAGUGGUGGAAAAUCUAGCAUUUUGAACUACUUGACGGGGCUCGAAUUUACCGAGUGGUCUCUGAGAACAGGUGCCGAGCCAUCUCCUGCAUACUUUAAUAUUCUGAUGCACGGAAAGGAUCCAGAAGUACUCGAUGGCACUCAGCUUGCCGCUGACUGGACUUUCUCGGGACUUCAAAAGUUCGGUCAGGGUCUAGAAGAGCGUCUAAGAGGACUCAAACAUCCCAGCAAAAUAUUGGAGAAGGUGAACAUCGUAGAGAUCCCCGGUAUCCUGGAAGUCAGGAAACAAGUUUCUCGCGUAUUCCCCUUCAACGACGCUUGCCAGUGGUUCAUUGAUCGGGCUGACAUUAUCUUCCUCGUGUAUGAUCCUUCUAAGCUUGACGUUGGUCCAGAAACAGAAGCCAUCCUUGACCAGUUGAAGGGCAGGGAAUCCCAGACUCGCAUCGUGCUGAACAAGGCGGAUACCGUGAAGCCCGAGGAAUUAAUGCGUGUCCAGAGCGCAUUAAUUUGGAACAUCUCUCCCCUUAUGAGCUCCGCUCAACCUCCAGUGAUGUAUACGGUAUCUCUGUGGUCGAUGCCGUUCGAGGCGGGGGCGCCCGUCAGGCUGCUGCAGGCGCAGGAACGCGAGCUCCUGCGAGACCUGCGGCAAGCCAUCGACAAACGCGUUGAAAACAAGAUCUCCAGCGCGAGGAGAUUUGCCGUUCGGGUGCGAAAUCACGCUAAGAUGGUCGACUGCUACUUAACAACAUAUUACAACCACAAGACGAUAUUCGGAAACAAGAAGCUUAUUGCCGACGCUAUCAUUGAAAAUCCACAGAACUACCACAUCUACGAGGGUCUCAGCACACUCACCAACAUUUCCAGAUACGACUUGCCGGACCCUGAGACAUACCGAGACUUCUUCCGUCUGAACCCGCUGUACGAGUUCCAGCAACUGUCGGCGACCUGCACGUACUUCCGCGGCUGCCCCAUCAACAAGCUCGACGUGGCCAUCGCGUACGACCUCCCAGAGAUCGUCGGCAAAUACAAAAAGAUGGUGGAGACCUCCACGCCCCAGGGCAUGCCCAAGAGUUGAUACCGUCCCGAACGAACGAAAUCCGCGCACCGCGCCGUCCUAACCUGCUUUUUAUUAUAGAUAUUUAAAUUGGACAUUUAUUUUGGGCACAUUUUGCAUUUCUUUAUUGAUCGGACAUCAGGAUAAUUCGUUUUUUUAAUGGCAUUUCUGUUUCUUAACUUAUUUAUAUUUUGCUUAUUCUGAACUUGAACAAUCGCUUCUUCCUUUUUAUGAAAUGGAUGAGGUAUUGUGUCGUGUAACUUUUCUAUUGCGAGUUUCUUCGUGCGUUUAGCUAUUCAGCUUGAAAAUUCCCAGUUGGUACCGACAUCUUGUGAACGGGUCCAAUUUACCUACCUGCGUGAAAAGGCUUCUUAAAAUAUCUGAACACUUCUCUUGCUGCAACAUAUGAUAAUCAACACUUAAUAAUGAUAUAUUUAUUUACAUACAUAUAGAUGAUCGAAUGGUUGAUUAUGCAACGUGUCUCAGUGGUCAGAUGUUUUUCUUAGACUCGCGUAUUCCCCUACUGAUUCUGUCUAGCUAGUUACGGGGGUUUAUUUUAUAGCUGAUAACACUUUACAAGACAAUUUCCAAAGUCCUAAUUAACACUUGUUAGGAACGAGUCGCAAAACUAUUAAAUUAAUCUAGUCAUUAUAUUAAAGUUUGUUAGAGAGAUAGGUAUUGUUAUUUAUUACCUAUUUGAAGUGAAUUCCUACAAUCCUUAGAGGACUAAUCGUGUAUCAUUUUUGUUAUCGCCUGAUUAUUUCUUUGAUAGUUAUUUAAUGAAUCACAAUGUGACUAUGUAAGGAAAAAAAUAAUAAAAAUGUCAUAAAAACCGU